Molecule: messenger RNA, 1700 nt
Organism: Aplosporella prunicola CBS 121167
Lineage: Eukaryota; Fungi; Ascomycota; Dothideomycetes; Botryosphaeriales; Aplosporellaceae
Exons: 3
Coding region: 390-1541 (383 amino acids)
Source: RefSeq, a predicted model, not a curated record
GCAUCACCUUGCCUAUAACUGCUACAUCUACUACAUAUUCGUGCCUCAGGCCCCCUCCAGCAUUUAUUUCACUUCGAUCCGUUAGCGUGCAAAAGAGCGAUAACUCCGAUACAGUGGGGCUUUUCGACAGACUGGGAUACGGGCCGAGCGACGAUGGAAUGGUACAUGGUAAAGCUUGCUGCCUUCACCUCCGGCGUCAGGGGGUGUUUCCGUUCGUAGGUUUGGGUUGUUGCUAAGGCCGAAGCUAGUAUCGCUACCAAAAUGCGCCCUCGUCCCAUCUCCAGAGGCCAAAGACCGCAACAGCCGAUGAUCUCUUAGCAGGCGAGCGCCUGCUCCAUCGCACUCACUCCAGCGUCGAGACGGGCAGCCUGACCGCGUCAUCGGUCGCCAUGGAAGCCACGCGUGGCUCAACCUCGAGCUCUUCCACCCACAGCAGCGAGACGCACUCGAUUCUGCACAAUCCCUUCAUCGUGCGCCAUGGCCGCCGCUACCUCAAAGAUCUCCCGUACCCUCUGCCCUGCGAUCUCCCCGAAUUGCAGCGAUCCAACCUGCAGACCCUCCUCGCGACGACCGUCUUUGGCCGCCCGCUGUGUUCGCCGCACAUGAGGAAGCACCCGCCCAAAAAGGUUUUGGAGGUUGCCUGCGGCAGCGGAUACUGGUCGUCGCUAUGCCACGACUACCUGAGCGGUCUUGGGCAUCGAAAUGUCUCGUUCACGGGGCUGGACAUUGUCCCAAUGGCCGCCGAUCUGUCAAAACAAGGCGUAAAUUGGCGCUUCGUGCAGCACGACCUGCGCAAGGUCCCAUUUCCGUUCAGCGAUGGAGAGUUCGACCUGGUCAUGAUGAAGGAUUUGAGCCUUGUCGUUCCUCUGGGUGGGCCUCAGCAGAAGGUGCUGGAUGAGUGUAUGCGAAUCGUGGCCAAGGGCGGAACUAUAGAGCUGUGGGAGGCCGAUUCUGUCAUACGCUCCAUAUUGCCGCACCCUCCCGCACCCCCGGGGAAAAACGCAGAAGACGACGACAUUGCCGCGGCGACCGCGACCUUCUUAAUUUCGCCCGGAACGCCCUUUACGGAUUGCCAGAACAAAUACCUGCAGGAUUCCAACGCUUGGAUACAGGAUGCCAUAGACAAGCGAAAGCUGUAUCCUAUGCCGUGCGCACGCAUACUGCAGGUGCUUCUGCAGGAACCCGACACCCUGUACGACGUCGACUACCGAAGAAUUGCCAUUCCUCUGGGCGAGAUGAGAUGGGAAAGAGAGCUUGAUGGAGGCGGGAGAAUCCUGAAGCGCAGAGACAGCGAAUUGAAGGGGAAGGGAAAAUCGGACUCGUAUUUGACGGAAGACCAAGCCGCCCUGAGGCACACAGCGCUCACCGUCGUUAUCCAACUGAUUGAAAGCUUGGAGCCGUUGUUGAAGGAAGUCAGUGGGAAGAACCAGGAGGAAUGGCAGCGUUGGUGGGGCUGGAUGAUGGAUGACCUCUUGACGCAGAAGGGGGCCUCCAGCGGUGAAUGCUUGGAGGUUGGAGCCUGGUGGACCAGGAAAGUUUGAGGAGUUCGAUACCCAUGCUCAUUAAUUCAUUUCUUCAUGCUCCGAUUGGCUUAUCCGGCCGGGCAUUUUAUAUUUUAUCGUAGCGCUGGCGCAGAGCUCUGUAUCUCUUUAAAUAGUACAAUGCUUCAAUUUCUUUCUUUAUAUAUUCGGCUUUCUGGA